GAUCGCGGCUCUCAAGGCUAUGGUCUCCGAGAAAGUGAAGAAUCCAUCUCGAGUUCAAGUUGUCACUGCAUCGAUCCAUAGAGCCGCCAUUUCGGCCUCCGCUUUGGUUGCGGUGGACUGUCUCGAAAGGCGGCCGGCAACGUCUUUGUUGCUCACGGUGGACUUGCGAACCAACGUCGUUCCACCGUUUCCGUCGACUUUAGCAGGCAACGUAAUCUUGUUCUUCGUUGCAUCAUCAACGGCGGCAGAGACUGAGACGGAGGUGUGGAGCAUGGUGGAGGAGAUGAAGAGGAAGACGGAGUUUACGAACAAGUGGCGAAGCAAGUACAAGGGGGCGGAGGCGGGGACCGUAGAGUGGGAGUCGCUUUACUGGUAGCACAUGAAGGAAACAA
Messenger RNA from Momordica charantia (bitter melon), 392 nucleotides. The record is from RefSeq and is a predicted model, not a curated record. Lineage: Eukaryota; Viridiplantae; Streptophyta; Magnoliopsida; Cucurbitales; Cucurbitaceae.